AAAAAUUUCCCCGCGCGAGGUGCUGCGUUUCGUUUCGGCGCAUCAAAAACACAAAAAAAAAAUUCACUGCCGCCGGGAAAAUUCGCGAAAUAAUCUUCGGUUUUUUUUGUGAAAAAAAUUACUAAAAUAUUGUCAUCACAUUUUCGAAGCAAUGUGCGGUUGAACAAUAGGCGACAACAACAAAUCGUGCCACCCCAGACAGCCAGUGUGCAAGAGCGUGAGAGGUGGUCGUGCGUCCCUCUCUAACACACUCACAACAUUACACCGCCGACGACGCGUACGCAACAAACGAAAAUAAAACGCAAGCGAAAAGGAGAGAGAACGAACAAAUAACGCCCACCGUAACACCCCCCGCGAAGAAGAAGCAGAUAAAGACGAAGAAGCAGCAGCAGAAGCAGACGGCAGAAUUGGAGCUUUGCGCAGAAAUCGAUUUUUUGCCCAUUUUAAGAGAUUUUCGGUAGCCUCUCCCACUGCCGAAAUUCGUGAAUCGCCCCUGCGUGCGUGUGUGUGUGCCAGUGCGAAAGUGAAAAGAUUAAAAUUAUAUAGACCCGGGGUGCGUGGUUUAACAAAAAAAAGUAGUAGUGAGUGAGUCACAAAUAACAAAAAAAAAGAAAAAUUAAUUCAGCAGCAGCUUUAGCUUUUUAGCUGCUGGCAUUGAAGAGGUGCUCUGCCGCAGUCGACGUCGCUGCCGCCGCUCCGUGUGCCUCUCUCACUCUCUUUCUCGGAGCGAAAUAACACCACACACAAAAACAUAUAUUAUUAUAGUAAUAUUAACCAAAACGCCAGCUAAAGUGCCAGUUAAGAUAAAAUUAUAUACUAAAAGAAACCGAGAAGAGAGAGCUGCCAAGCCAAAAGCGAAAAAUCAAUAAAAGGUCUCUCUCUCUCUUGCAAAAGUGGGAAAAACGUGCAAACAAGUUAAAAAGCAAACCUGCAAAAAGCAAAAGGAAAACUCCGCGCGCGUUUACACGUGUGGUUUAUGUGUGUGCGUGUUAACGUUUAACUGCUAAUCGCAAAAACGCAAUCUGCGAAAACCGCGUAACAAAAGCUUACGUAAAUCUUGGGGGAAAAAACGCCAAUAACAACGAAGCAUAAAGUAUCAAGACGCAAGAGAGAUACUAAAACUAACUACCAAAUUACAUAAAAACUAAAAAAAAAACCCUAAAAUCAGAAACCCCACAAAUCAAAAACCCCGUCAAACCCAGUAUAAUACCCCGUCACAAAGAUGACUAAAGACAGAUUAGCCGCUCUCCAUGCCGCCCAAUCCGAUGACGAGGAGGAGACGGAGGUGGCCGUCAAUGUGGAUGGCCAUGAUUCCUACAUGGACGACUUCUUCGCCCAGGUGGAGGAGAUCCGUGGGAUGAUCGACAAGGUGCAGGACAACGUCGAGGAGGUGAAGAAGAAGCACUCGGCCAUCCUGUCCGCCCCGCAAACGGACGAGAAGACCAAGCAGGAGCUGGAGGAUCUGAUGGCCGACAUCAAGAAGAACGCCAAUCGGGUGCGGGGCAAGCUCAAGGGCAUCGAGCAGAAUAUCGAGCAGGAGGAGCAGCAGAACAAGUCGUCGGCGGACCUGAGGAUUCGAAAGACGCAGCACUCGACGUUGUCGCGUAAAUUCGUCGAGGUGAUGACCGAGUACAAUCGCACGCAGACCGACUACCGGGAGCGCUGCAAGGGAAGGAUACAGCGUCAGCUGGAGAUCACCGGACGGCCGACCAACGACGAUGAGCUGGAGAAGAUGCUGGAGGAAGGCAACUCGUCGGUGUUUACGCAGGGCAUCAUUAUGGAGACGCAGCAGGCCAAACAGACGCUGGCGGACAUCGAGGCCCGGCACCAGGACAUCAUGAAGCUGGAGACGUCAAUCAAGGAGCUGCACGACAUGUUCAUGGACAUGGCCAUGCUGGUGGAGUCGCAGGGCGAGAUGAUCGAUCGCAUUGAGUACCAUGUGGAGCACGCUAUGGACUAUGUGCAGACGGCAACUCAGGACACCAAGAAGGCGCUCAAGUACCAGAGUAAAGCCCGACGAAAGAAGAUCAUGAUACUGAUCUGCCUUACUGUGCUGGGCAUCUUAGCGGCCUCAUAUGUUAGCAGUUAUUUCAUAAUCCAAGCAAACAAGUAGCAUGCUCAUCAAGGCCUAUAAAAUGCAUAAUCUACACAUAUUUUGUAGUACAAUCCAGACAAUGCAAAAUUAUUAUAAUAAUAAAUAACAGAACGUAAUGUGUA
Drosophila gunungcola (fruit fly) is the source of this 2217-nucleotide messenger RNA. It is a transcript of the gene Syx1A, whose product is annotated as syntaxin-1A. The transcript is spliced from 2 exons. Gene Ontology annotation, molecular function: SNARE binding; SNAP receptor activity. Lineage: Eukaryota; Metazoa; Arthropoda; Insecta; Diptera; Drosophilidae. Gene Ontology annotation, cellular component: plasma membrane; synaptic vesicle; endomembrane system. Gene Ontology annotation, biological process: intracellular protein transport; exocytosis; synaptic vesicle fusion to presynaptic active zone membrane. Bases 1223 to 2113 code for a protein of 296 amino acids. The record is from RefSeq and is a predicted model, not a curated record.